Molecule: messenger RNA, 4349 nt
Organism: Tripterygium wilfordii
Lineage: Eukaryota; Viridiplantae; Streptophyta; Magnoliopsida; Celastrales; Celastraceae
Product: mitogen-activated protein kinase-binding protein 1
Exons: 21
Coding region: 236-3967 (1243 amino acids)
Biological process (GO): regulation of mitotic cell cycle; mitotic spindle organization
Cellular component (GO): mitotic spindle
Molecular function (GO): protein binding
Source: RefSeq, a predicted model, not a curated record
GGCAACUCCCAAUCGUCCACUGGGCUUCAGUCGCCCAGAACUUCAAUGUUGACAUCCCUUCGAAAGGAUUCCCAACGAAUGCUUCAAUUUAACUGCGGCUCUGUUCGCACAUUUCCCGCCCGUGUAAUCCUAACGGCUCAAGGAAAUCUCUUCCAAGUUUUAGGGUUACAUCUCUUCUCCUUCUUCUCUUCAUUGAUUCUCCUCUCACAGUUAGGGUUUCUUUUUUCACUUCAGAAUGAAACCUAAUCGAAAAUCCAAAAAACCUGACACAGCUGCUCCAAAGCUGGUUUUGGAAGAGAUCAUCGGAAUGACGGUGAAGAAUGCGAAUGGACUGGCCUCGAAUGAAUCGUCUGCCAACUGUGUGUAUGUGGCGGGAUGUGUUACGGUGGUUUACAAUGUAGAUACGGGCACUCAAUCACACCUCAUGGUGUCUCAUCGGACUCCAAAACCGUUGAGUUGUGUUGCUCUGUCACCUGAUGGGCGUUUUGUAGCUGCUGGAGAAUCAGGACAUCAACCUGCAGUUUUGGUGUGGGACCUGACAACUCUGACCUUUGUAUCCGAGCUUAAAGGCCAUUUGUAUGGAGUUGAGUGCAUUGCUUUCUCACCUGAUGGAGAACACCUGGCAUCUAUAGGGGCCUCCAUAUACUUUUGGAACUGGCGUCGUACAAUGCUAAUUACGAAGCUUAAAGUCAGUUCCUCUUGUUCUACUGUUAUGUCUGUGUGCUUCUCAUCAGAUACAAAAUUCAUUGUUACUGCUGGAAACAAGCACUUGAAGUUUUGGACACGAGCAUCUACCCCAAUGACUCGUUUAAAUGGAGGGACGAGAUCACUUGCAUUGCAUAAGAAGCCUGUUAAUCUUGGUUCUCAAAAAGCAAGCUCAUUCGUGUCUGUCGUGUCUGCCAUUUGGACUGACAGCAGUUCUGUCAAUUGCAAACAGACUGGUGAAUUUCAUCCGAUCUAUGCAUUGAGUGAUGUGGGUGUUUUAUGCCUCCUUGAUUCGGGGCUAUCUGUAAGAAAAUCAGUUGACUUGAAGGUUGAUAAAAGUUUUGCACUAUCUGCAUCUCAAAAGCUCAUUGCUUGUGCUUGUGGUAAUGGAACUGUACAACUCUUUACUACGGGGGCUCUCAAAUAUGCUGGAAGUUUGCUAUAUUCAUAUGCCAAAAGUUGUUGUGGGGAUAUUGAUAUCAUUGGCCAUACUGGUGCCACUGAAAAUGAUUUUCACCUAACACCCACUUUGCCCAAUGCGGUUGCUUGUCAGUUUUGUACAUCAGAAAAGCUUGUGGUUGUUUACGAAGAUCAUAGUCUCCAUGUAUGGGAUGUUCAUGAUGCAAAGAAGGCUACAAGGCGUUGUGUUCUAGUUUCACAUUCUGGAUGCCUAUGGGAUAUUAAAAAUCUUUGCUGUGAGAAUAUGCAUGAUCCAACUUUUGCAUGUGUGGCUAGAGGUUGUUCUGGUGGGGUUUCUUUUGCGACAUGCUCUGCAGAUGGUACUAUCAGAUUGUGGGAUCUUGCCUCAGGACCUGAUUUAUCAGAGAAUGGUGCUAAUUAUCACUCUUGGAGUGAGAAUACGGGGGGCACCACACAUCUAGUAAGUGCUGGGAUUUUCCAACGUGAUACAGUGCAGAUGGGUGUUAGGACUCAAGGGUUAAGGGCAAUGGCAGUUAGUUCAGAUGGCAUGUAUCUGGCUGCUGGCGAUAGUGAGGGAAACAUUCAUUUCUAUAACCUACACACUUCUGAUUAUACAUUUCUAGAGGGUGCUCAUGAUGCAGAGAUACUCUCAUUGAGUUUCAGCUUACCACAAAAGAUGGAUGUUAUUUCUGAAGACAAUAUGGGUAAUAAUGAGUACUUCCUUGUUUCAGGGGGACGAGACAAAAUAAUUCAUCUUUAUGAUGUCAAGAGGAACUUUGAUCUCAUUGAAACUAUUGAUGACCACUCGGCUGCUGUCACUUCAGUAAAGCUCACUUGUCAUGGCCAAAAGAUUAUCAGUUGUAGUGCUGAUAGGUCUUUGGUACUCCGUGAAGUUGUUGCGACUGAUACCGGAUGUAAGAUUUUGCGUUGUCAUCAUCAAUUGGCAUCUCGUGGAACUGUAUACGACAUGGUUGUGGAUCCAAUGAUGGAGGUUAUUAUUACAGUGGGGCAGGAUAAAAAGAUUAACACAUUCGACAUUGCUUCUGGGAAGCUAAUUAGAUCAUUCAAGCUAGAUAAAGAUUAUGGAGACCCAAUAAAGGUUAAUAUGGACCCAAGUUAUAAUUACCUGGUGGUCUGCUACUCGAGCAAAUGUAUGUGCAUAUACAACUCGACCAAUGGAGAAAUGGUUGCCCAAGCCUCAGGACAUAGUGAAGUCAUGACUGGGGCCAUCUUCCUACCUGAUUGCGAGCACAUUGUAUCGGUAGGGGGUGAUGGUUGUAUUUUUGUAUGGAAAGUGCCUGCUCAUUUAUCUUCCAGGAUGCUGCAGAGUGUGAAGGAAAACCGUGGUCCACUAUCUCCAAGAAGCUUGUCAAAGCCUCUAGCAUUCAGUCAAAUCAUGUUCUGCGAAGAGGAAGAUCAGGAGCACAGAAUCAUUCCUGAUGGUUCUAGCAUUCAGUCAAGUCAUGCUCAUGGUCCUCAGAAAACCCCAACAUUUAGAUUCAGCAUUUCAAGACUUCCGAAGUGGGCACAAGUCAAAGUAGUGACCUAUAGUCCCAGUCCCUUGAAUCAUAAACUCGCUACAUCCCAGAAGCAGAAGCAAACCAGAAGUAGUUUAUCUCCUUUGGUCAGUGAUGGCACACAAAAUGCUCCUGCCUCUUCUCCAUGUUGUGAAGUUCAAAUUCCUAGAACAAGCCGCAGCACUUCAUGCCUCAGCAGCUUGUCCAGAACUUCUGAUACUAGUAACAAUAAAUCUUCGGCAAUAACUGAAGAAACUCAUGGUGGCUUUGCCAUGGACAAGCGCUGGUUGAACGUUUAUACUGUAUGCCUGGAUCUACUGAAUUCUCCGGAGGCGCAGGAUUCAAUGGACGCGAAGUUCCCAGUGUUAGCUCCUAUUUUUUCACAAAUCCCAGCUGAGCUGCCAAGUAAUUGUGAAUAUGUCUUUGGGAGUCAUGACCUUGAUGAAGAUGGUAAGCAGGGUGCUACUUCUAACAACUGUGCUCAUUCAGAGACAAGUUCAUGCCAGGACCCAGCUGUUGACGCAGCAGAGCUAUUGUUGUCGUGUAACUCAGGAAGUGAUUUGCCAGUAGCAAUUAACGUUGAUGCAUGUUCCGAUAAGCCUGAAGAAAAUGAUCUUUUCAAGCAGCACUUUGGCAGUCUAUCUAUGUUGUCUGAGAUAAAAAAAAGGAAAUUACCUGUGAGGAGAUUCUCUGCAAAAUAUGUUGUGCGGCAGGACUACCUUGGAGGCAGCAAGAGACUAUUUGAAACACCUGUUAAAGAUUUAUGUGGUAAAUUGUUGAAUCAUAAGGAAGAAAGUGCCAAAUGCUCUACACUGAAAGAUCCAGCAUGUCAGAUUCAAGAAGGAUGGCAACCGGUAGAUUCUUGUAAGCAGGAUGCAAAAAACUUGAUCGGAAGCUUGCUUCGUCCUGGGUGUACCCAAUUACAAGACCCUGUAGCACAAGAGUCAUUGAAUAUCAAAUCAGCAAAAGCCAAUGAAGCGAAUGAAUAUAUUCCUCAGGGGAGUAAAGUGCAGGAAAGAAUAACUGCUUGCAGGGAAGCACUAAACCAGUUGGAGGCUGCAGCCAUCAAUGCUGUCCGGUUAUUUUCAGAUUUUGGAACUUCACUUAGCGCAGAAGAAUCUUCAGCUGGAGGUACAGCUCAAUUAUACACUGAGGCAGCUGGGCUACUGCCAUCUAUUGCUCAAAAAGUUAAUGCAAUUGCAAAUAUGGUGCAAGACAGCAACAAAAAUUCACGCCAACCUAGCGGAUUGGGAAAUUUGCUGACAGUUUAUGACAGGAGCAAUGUACAAAUUGUUGGCCAUCGAGUACCUAAUUCUUGGGUGUAAAAUAACAGAGAGACAGAAGUUCUUUCUCUCCUGUUGUUUUCAUGGGAGAAGAUGACAAAUGUAUUUAAAGGAAAAGAAAGAAAGCUCAUUCUCACUGCAUAAAACUUUCUUUAGAGGGACAAGAAAACUAGUAGCCCAGCCAGCCAGCCAGCCCUGACUACACCGAUCGAAUCUUCAGUUGUUCACAAGAGAACAGAAACACAAAGCUUAAACAAAAGAUUGCCUUGUGUGAGCGAUCCUAACUCUUUCCUUUGCACGCAUGCUUUGUAGUCAGUUUCUUGCCCUUUCAGAUGUGAACCUCCAUUAGCUUGAUUAGGCCCCAUACUUUUGAAACCUAAUAUUGCAUUAAAAUUUUUAUAAUCAAAGCUCUCGAUUUGAUUGU